Messenger RNA from Xyrauchen texanus (razorback sucker), 4084 nucleotides. Its product is annotated as SH3-containing GRB2-like protein 3-interacting protein 1. The record is from RefSeq and is a predicted model, not a curated record. Lineage: Eukaryota; Metazoa; Chordata; Actinopteri; Cypriniformes; Catostomidae. Gene Ontology annotation, cellular component: cytoplasm; clathrin-coated pit; clathrin-coated vesicle. Gene Ontology annotation, biological process: clathrin coat assembly; clathrin-dependent endocytosis; synaptic vesicle endocytosis.
AGGCGGGUGUUAUUGGGACAUUGUGGGGAACAGGAAUUCGAGGAAAUUUGGUGAUAAAACAACAGGUGAAGAGAGAAAUGCUGGAUCAGCCGGUUCAUUCUCUGUUUACUUGUAGGUUUACCUCAUGGCAGCCAUAACAUAUCCCCCUCAAGCCUAGGACGGAAGACUUCAUUGAAUUCAAGAUUGCUGUCUUAUCUGCUUGUUGGUUCUUCGGCACUCUCCAUCUGAAUUCAUCACAAGCCAUCCCUUUCAUCUCUUUAUUUAGCACCUGGAGAAGCUGCUGCCUGUAUCACAUGGAGAUUGAUAUGGAUGACUGAGGAGCCUCUUACUGGAUAAUUAUUGUAAUUGCAUUGGGACAGUUUCCUUUACUUAGCUGUGUGGCUACUCUGACAACCCACACAUCAUUGAUCCAGUUUCUUUCUGUUCUGGGCAGGAUCUGUAUGCACCGUAACAAGGCUCCUUGGAGAUAGAGGAAUGCUAAUCUGCAAUCAUGAUGGAAGGAUUGAAAAAACGCACCAGGAAGGCCUUCGGGAUACGGAAGAAAGAAAAGGACACUGACUCAACGGGGUCACCAGACAGAGAUGGUGGAGAACUCCAAGAGACUGAAUUGCCACAGAAAAAGUCCAAUGGGGCUCCAAAUGGCUUCUCUGGGGAGAUUGAUUGGGAAAGAUAUAAUUCUCCUGAGAUAGAUGAAGAAGGCUAUAGCAUAAGGCCAGAAGACGAAGAGGGAGCAGUCCAGAAAGAGAAGACUCACUUUUUCUCCUCUAGUGAGUCUGAAGAAGAGGAGGACCACCGCAAAAAGUUUAAGAUCAAGAUCAAACCCCUGCCGGUAGACCCUAGCAUUGCAGCUCCUUCGGUAGAUGAAUUAAAAGCCUCCAUAGGCAACAUAGCUCUGUCUCCCUCGCCUCUGAGACGUAGCCCGGGUCUGGCAAAGAGAAAUACACCCGGUGAAGAAAUUGCACGACCGAGACGUGCUGUUCCGACGCUUGUACAAGCUCCUGUCCCUUCCCCAACACCUGCACCUGUUUCUGAGCCCACUAGUAAUAAGAAAUCUCCUGUGCCAGAGGAUGCCACGGCCUUAUUUGGUCCUCCGCUGGAGAUAGCCUUUGAUGAGCAGAAGACCAGUGAAGUGGUGAUAGAGGAACCUGAGGUUUGGGGUGCACCCCUGCCUGAGCAACACCUAGACUCCACUCUGGCAAGACCUUUUCCUACAGGAACACUGCCUCCGCUUCCGCCUAAAAAUGUGCCGAGCUCCCCCCCUCCGAUUGAAUCUCCUGCUACAGAACCUACUGAUGUGCAGAAUGAAGAGGACAGUUCAAGGCAGGCCUUACAGAGGCCUUCCAUAGCCGAUCUGGACAACAUCUUUGGCCCAGCAGACUCCCCAAAACCUAGUCAGGAUGCUGAAGACAAGUGGGUCUGCUUCAGCGAUGAGUCGCUUGAAAGACCUCCACCUUCAGAGCACGAAACUCCACCUCCACUUCUCUCAUCUCCACCUUCCCCAGCAAAACCAGCGCCUCCAUUACCUAAAUCCCCACCACCAAAAGAAGAGCCUAACUCUCCUUUACUAAAAUCUCCACCUUCUCAGGCAGAGCCUGCACCUUCUCCUCCAUCCAGUGAACCACAAAGAGAAAGUCCUCCACCACCCCCUACAGUCCCACCCCAUCCCAAAUACACCACUCCUCCCCCAACUGUCCCACCUCCUCCAGUUGAAGAGGCCCCAUAUCUACCAGCACCAGAUGAUCCUUCACACUCCACGAUAGACUUGUCACUAUGUGCUCUUCUGACAGAGACACAAUCAAACUCAACCAACAGCCAACCAACUACUCUAGAGACAAGUGCAAGCAAAAUGCCUCCAACCCUGCUUCUGAACCAGGUGGAGAAGAAGAGUCCUGAGGAGAUCACAUCAAAAGAGUACCCCAGUGAGAGCAGCACUUCACCCAAAGAGAUAAGUCAAGGACCACCUCCUCCUCCACCUCCCACAUACAGGGCAGUAGUGUCAUCCCCAGGACCCAUCCCUCUAACUGGUACAGGUGGAAAUGAAAGUGGCUCCUCCUCCUCCCCUGCACGUCCCUCUACGCCAUUGGCUAACAGCAGCUCUCCCCCUCCCCCUCCCCCACCUCGGCCACCCUCACGACCAAAACUGCCUCCUGGAAAACCAAGCGUAGGGGACGUGAAUCAGCCGUUCAGCCCCCCUACGCACUCUUCAAGCCCCCCGCCUUUGGCUCCGCUGGCCCGGGCGGAAAGCACUUCUUCCAUCUCCUCCACCAACUCGCUGAGCGCUGCCACCACGCCUACCGUCGGUAAAGAGCUUGCAGUGUCUGUGUCAGAAGAUGACGCUUUUGUAGACAAACUACCCAGCUUUGAGAGACGGGCAGACUUGCCAGCAGAGACAGACCAGCCCUCCCUCGUAUGGUUUGACAGAGGCAAGUUUUAUUUAACAUUUGAAGGCUGUUCUCGAGGGCCGAGUCCCCUCACCAUGGGGGCCCAGGACACACUACCUGUGGCUGCAGCUUUCACAGAGACAGUCAGUGCCUACUUCAAAGGAGCUGACCCUAAUAAGUGUGUGGUGAAGAUCACUGGAGAGAUGGUGUUAUCCUUCCCUGCAGGGAUCACACGGCAUUUUUCAAAUAACCCCUCGCCCGCUGUGCUAACCUUCAACAUAACCAACUACAGUCGUCUGGAACACGUCCUGCCUAACCCUCAGUUACUGUGCUGUGACACCACACCGUCCAAUCCAGACUCAAAGGAGUUCUGGGUGAAUAUGCCAAACCUGAUGACCCAUUUAAAGAAGGUGGCAGAGCAGAAACCACAGGCAACAUACUACAAUGUAGACAUGCUGAAAUAUCAGGUACUACAGAAGGGUCUACAGUCCACUCCUCUAAAUCUGGCAGUGAGCUGGAGGUGUGAGCCCACCAGUACCGAUCUGAGAAUAGACUACAAAUACAAUGGAGGGGCCAUGACUACUCCUGUCGCCCUCAACAAUGUUCAGUUCCUCAUCCCAGUGGAUGGAGGGGUCAACAAACUGCAGGCUGUGCUUCCCCCAGCUGCCUGGAAUGCAGAGCAGCAGAGAAUCUUAUGGAAGAUUCCGGAUAUUUCACAGAAGUCUGAAAAUGGAGGUGUGGGAUCUCUUCUGGCUCGUUUCCAGCUUACAGAGGGUCCCAGUAAACCUGCCCCAGUGGCAGUGCAGUUCACCAGCGAGGGCAGCACUCUGUCUGGCUGUGACAUUGAGCUGGUUGGCCUUGGAUAUCGUUUCUCCCUCAUCAAGAAGAGAUUUGCAGCAGGAAAAUACAUGGGGGAUAUCUAAUCAACAUCUAUGAUCCAUGCAAGUCUGUGUAUUUUGGACCAAUUAAGAAGUAAAACACAGGAGAGAUCGAUACCCUGACCCCUACCUGACCUAAUGGAUAAAACAGGUGGAUUUAAUUCACUCCAGCAGUAUUAUACGAGUUGAAUUAUUAAAAUGUGGACCAUUUUAGGGUGUACUUCUUAUAUUUUUUAACUGUAUUCACUUUAAAACAUCUGUAUUACUGCAGUUAAACAACCUGGGUUUGUCUGUAAGGUUUAGCCUCUAUUUAUGUCCAAUGUGUUGUUGGCCUACUUGAACCUGAAUAUCUCUGUAUACCUCUCUAAAAGUGAUACAAAAAAAUCUAAUGUUUUAUUACUCUAUGCAUUCAGUUGGUCAGAGGUAUCACACUUUCAAAAUGGGUAUCAAAAUAUCUAAAGUUCUAAGUAUGGUAAACUAACUCUAAAUCAUACUGGAGGAGGAAUGAGCCUCUCUGCCACUAGAUGGCGCUAUAUUGUUGCAUGUAGGAUGAGGUCCAUACAGGAUUUGGCAUUGCUAAAGCUUUAUAAGGCUUGAAAAUGUAUUCUCAUUUUAAUGUCAAGUUAAAAUUGUUAAUUGGAAAUCUCUAGAAAUUAUAUUUUGUCUUACUUUUUAGACAGCCACAGCUUUAAGAAUCUUCUCCUGCUUGCAAUAGACACAAACACACACAUUUCCUCAACAAAAAAUGUAUAAUAUAAUAUAAUAUAAUGUGUGUGUGUGUGUGUGUGUGUGUGUGUGUGUGUGUGUGUGUGUGUGUGUGUGUGU